AUAAUUUGUUACGCUUUUGAAAUAAGGUCAUCGUCAAAUUUAACGAGUAGCACAAGCUUAACUAUUCAACGCGAUGUCAGUAAUGCAGUCAUGUUAUUUUACUUGCCAUAUUCUACGACACAUGAUGCACAAGAUCACUUUACAGUCAUCAAAGAUUUUACACCGAUGUCAUUGUGAAAGAAGGAUACCAGCCUUGGUCCAUGCAGCAUUUUCUACAUCGGCCAGAAGGGAAAAUUUGUCACAAUUUUUUGAUGACAAAGAAAACUGGGGAGAGGAAACGAUCAAGUGUGGCAGACCAUGGCAUUUGGAUGAAUUACGAAUCAAGAGCAAUGAAGACUUGCACAAACUGUGGUACGUUCUGUUGAAGGAGCGUAACAUGUUGAUGACAAUGGAGGCGGAGUACACAAGACAGUGCGAGUUGUUCCCAAGUCCAGAAAGAGUCGACAAGGUAGAGGAGAGUAUGGAGAAUAUACUGGCGAUCGUGGACGAGCGCAAUGAGGCAUUCAGUAUGCUAGAGACCGGGAAAUCCAACAAACCGGAGAAGAGGGUCGUCCGGAACUUCCUCGGGUUAAAAUACCACCGCACACCCAAGGAAUAUGCAAUUCCUUCGUUCAUGAACAAAUUCUACCGACUGACUCACGCGCCAUACCGCUCGUCGAUGAACAUGUACAUUAAUCUUUACAAGGAACAGAAACGAAGGGAGAGGAUGAGAGAGCUGCGGCGAGAGCAGAAAAAUAUGAAAAUGUUGGAGAAGAAGUUUCCUCACUUGCGUGAAUCUGAAAAAGAAUAGACAAAGACUGUGUGGAUGUAAAUAAAUCUGUAGUGCUCAG
Molecule: messenger RNA, 830 nt
Organism: Gigantopelta aegis
Lineage: Eukaryota; Metazoa; Mollusca; Gastropoda; Neomphalida; Peltospiridae
Product: 39S ribosomal protein L47, mitochondrial-like
Exons: 5
Coding region: 74-790 (238 amino acids)
Biological process (GO): mitochondrial translation
Cellular component (GO): mitochondrial large ribosomal subunit; mitochondrial ribosome
Molecular function (GO): structural constituent of ribosome
Source: RefSeq, a predicted model, not a curated record